AUGGGACGAAUAUAUAAAUCAGCUGAAAAAAGUCGCAAAUACUGCUAUUAUUCGGAAAGCACGAUUCAAAAAGCUCUGUCAGAGGUUAAAAGAAAUAAAUUAAGCAUUCGAAAAGCAUCUGAAAAAUAUAAUGUACCCAAGAGCACAUUAAGCGAUCACCUGAAAAUUCAAAAUGUUAAAAAAUUUGGUAGACCAACAGCAAUCAGUGUUGAAGAUGAAAAAUAUCUUUUGGAUAGUUUACUUUUAUGCUCAGAAUGGGGAUUUCCAAUGAAGAUUUUAGACACCAGAUUAAUUGUGCAAUCGUAUUUAGAACGUUCUGGGAAAGUAGUCAAGGUAUUCAAAAACAAUUUGCCAGGAAAAGAUUGGGUUCGAAAUUUUUUGAAACGAAAUCCAGCUUUGACUGUACGUUUUUGCGAAAAUAUAAAAAGAUGUCGUGCUAAGGUUUCACCAGAAGAAAUAAAUUUAUUUUAUGAUAAUUUGGAAAAAACACUAGCUGAUGUUCCUCCUGCAAACAUCGUUAAUUAUGACGAAACGAAUUUCACUGAUGAUCCAGGUUCUGUAAAAGUAAUCGUUAAACGCGGAACACGACACCCAGAACGUAUACUAGACUCAAGUAAAUCUAGUAUUAGUGUGAUGAUGGCAGUUACUGGAGACGGAAAAAUGCUGCCACCAUAUACAGUAUACAAAGCUAAAAACCUUUAUCCGACGUGGAUAGAAGGAGGUGUUCCAGGUGCGAGAUACAACAGAAGUGUCAGUGAAUCUUCCUGGUCGCAAAGUACUGUUCGGAGACAAUCUAGCAAGUCACAUAUCUCCAUUGGUCAUUGA
This is a messenger RNA of Leptopilina heterotoma, 825 nucleotides long. RefSeq lists its product as uncharacterized. The coding region runs from base 1 to 825 and encodes 274 amino acids. The transcript is spliced from 2 exons. Lineage: Eukaryota; Metazoa; Arthropoda; Insecta; Hymenoptera; Figitidae. The record is from RefSeq and is a predicted model, not a curated record. Gene Ontology annotation, cellular component: nucleus. Gene Ontology annotation, molecular function: DNA binding.